This is a messenger RNA of Brienomyrus brachyistius, 5689 nucleotides long. RefSeq names its product fibrinogen C domain containing 1b (gene fibcd1b). NCBI's taxonomy places the organism in Eukaryota, Metazoa, Chordata, Actinopteri, Osteoglossiformes, Mormyridae. The transcript is spliced from 8 exons. Bases 808 to 2277 code for a protein of 489 amino acids. The record is from RefSeq and is a predicted model, not a curated record.
ACGAGAAAACGCGAUGAAAAAAGAGAAGCGGAAUCGCUCUGGGACAAAGAUUGACAGCUUGGCAGACAGUAGGCGAAGUUUGGGACGCGACUGGAGCCUGCGGAUCUGCUACCGCACCGCUCAUGCAAAAGACAUAGGCGUGAAAGAAAGGCGCGUAUUGCAGAUGCCCCUUGCAAAGUAGGACAGCAUCCAGGGCGUCUGUCCCUUCGCCACGUUACUGGAUCAUUCACCUAGAAAAGAAGGACGCUGAGCUGAAACAAGCGUCGUCCAUUUAGUUAGGUUUUUUAACAGUUUUUUUCCUUCUGUAAUACAGGUACCGCGCACGUUUACCUUGCCUACCAUAAGGUUUUUUUCGUGCUUUUAUCUUUUUUAUAUUUCAGAUGAACAAGAUCACUGGCAUUAUCUUUAAAUCGCAUGUGCUACGCUGAAUUUAGCGUCUUUUAACAGUUUUUUAAAUGUGGGUUAUCAUUUUCAGUCUUGUAUAUACAACACAGAUGCGUGAAUAGAAAAUGCCCUUUAAAUGAAGUUAUGCCCUCAACGGGAAACAAGCGAGGGGAAAUAAUGACAGAAAACUGAAACUGAAGUGGCAUAAGUGCGUUUCGUCGGUGUUCCGUGCCGUCUGCCUUUCUGCCGGACCUGCUACAUGCGGCACACAGUUAUGUGGACAAAUCAUUUCUGUCUGAGGUAUUUAGCUGGUAUGCAGGCAUAAGGGAUUAUCAAAGAGGGGAAGUUAAAAAGGGGGAAAAAUCGAGAGAGAAGAGACGCUUCUCCAUCGCCACAGCAGCGGCGGGCAGAUGUUCCUGGAGGAUGAUAAAUGACCGAUGGGGAACCAUGAACAGCGUUUCUGAACUCGAGGAUGGACAGCGGAAUAAAAGCCAGAAAUUCGGGGAUUGUGUGCCUAACUCUGGCAGGCUGAAGCAUCGCUGGUCAGAGUCGGACACAGUCAAGCAGACGGCACCGGAGCGGUCAGGUUGCAGUUACCUCCUGUGCACCAUCUUGCUCUUCGUGGCCGUGCUCCUGGCAGUCACAGUCACGGGCACCAUCCUCCUCAUGAACCAUUACCAUAACCCACCUGCAGCUGACAGCCCCCAUGUCAGCACCAAUCAGAAUGAAGGCAACGCCCUGGUGACGGUUGACCGGGGAGACGGCUCACGCAUCAACAUCUUCAUAGACCCUAACUGCCCGGACUACAACAGUAAUUUCUUGCGCCUGGAAGGUGUGCAGACCUCACUGCUGCAUUCGCUCACUGACCACGACUCGGACCUCAAGUCGGUCAAGGGCCAGGACCACGCACUGCUGCUUAAUCUGGCUGAGGAGGUGGCCAAACUCUCUGCCCAUGCAGGCCAGUUAAAGAUGGACUAUGAGUCACUGCGGCGCGGUCAGGGAAACCUCGGACAGGAGCUGAAUACCCUGCAGACAGAGCAGGGCCGCCUCAUCCAGCUGCUUUCCGAGAGCCAGAUCAACAUGGUGAAGGUGGUGAAUUCUGUGAGCGACGCCCUCAGCUCCAUGCAGAAGGAGACGGGCGUCAUCAAGACCCGGCUGAAGGCGGACCUGCAGAGGGCCCCAGUGCGUGGAGCCCGCCUUAAAGGCUGUGCCAAUGGCUCCAGGCCCCGAGAUUGCAGUGACAUCUACGCCAGCGGACAGAGGGAGGAUGGCAUUUACUCUGUGUUUCCCACACAUUUACCCUCUGGCUUCCAGGUCUUCUGUGACAUGACCACAGCUGGGGGAGGCUGGACGGUUAUUCAGCGCAGAGAAGAUGGAUCAGUUGACUUCUUUCGGGGAUGGGAUGCCUACCGUGAAGGCUUUGGGAAGAUCACGGGAGAACACUGGCUAGGUAUGAAGCAAAUCCAUGCUUUAAGUAUCCAGGCCAACUACGAGCUGCGCAUUGACCUGGAAGACUUUGAGAACAGUACCGCUUAUGCACAUUACGGCACCUUUGGAGUGGGCCUGUUCUCAGUGGAUCCAGAUGAUGAUGGAUAUCCACUCACAGUUGCUGACUACUCUGGCACUGCAGGUGAUUCUUUGCUGAAGCACAAUGGAAUGAAGUUUACCACCAAAGACCAGGAUAACGACCACUCUGAUAAUAACUGUGCCUCAUUCUACCGUGGCGCCUGGUGGUAUCGCAACUGCCACACGUCCAACCUGAACGGACAGUACCUGAAGGGUCAGCACACGUCGUACGCCGAUGGCAUCGAGUGGUCCUCUUGGACCGGCUGGCAGUACUCGCUCAAGUUUACUGAGAUGAAGAUCCGUCCCACCAGAGAGGAGAACAAAUGACAGGGUAGAGGAAAAAUACAAAAUGGGAAAAGAAAUUGACUACUAGGUCAUAGAUAUCUACAGUAAGAGCUUUUUUUUCUCCAGUGACAAGAACUAAUUGGUUUAGUAUUCUUCUCUCUAAUUCCUGUGGAACUAACUCAUUAUUCAAACCAUUCUCUUUUAAUAGCUGUACGGUAAUCCUUUCCAAAUCCCAUGAACCAUUUUUAGUGUUGCACUGAUCUGAUUGAAGCCCACAGGGCUGUACAGAGAUUUGUGUCUCUCUCCUGACUGGGUUUUCUGACGCCAUUGCUUACUGGAGAUAUGUGAUUAUUUCUGAGAUUCCUGAAUUUGCAAAAAAAAAAAAAAAAAAAAAAGUCUGGUAAUCAAUUAAUCAAAAAGGUUGCAUGAAGUAUUCUAAUUGAAUUAUUAAUGAUUAAAGAAUUGCUGGAGGAGCUUAGAUUACAUAUCAAGUUAAGAGUGUUAUCUAUAAGUUGAGAAGAAUCCCUUGACUCCAGACACAGGAGGUAUGCCGAUAAGAUGACGUGUUAAAUACAGCUUCUGAUGCAUGUCCUUUGGAUUGGAGCAUAGUUCCUGGAGGACUGUGGGUUCCUGUCCCAUCUUUUCAGCAUCCCCACAAAUGGUGAUUAUGGGCAUGAAGUAACAUGGUACCAAACAAGACAUCAUCCAUCGAAGUACUCCCAUCACAGCGGUUUCACAUGGGCUAUUAACAAGCAUAUUGGACAAUUUUGUUUCCCAGCACUUUUGGCAUUUGACUACAAGCCAAACACUUUGGCAGCCGGUGACGGUGGAACUAAACUGUUUUAACCCUCUGCUAACCUUGAGGGAUGCAGAAGCAAAGACAGUUUGUCACACUACGUUCCUGGCCUCAUUUAGAAGAUAGAAUCAAUUCAAUUAUACUCUAAGCUGUUCUGCUCAAAGGCUGCAAAGAAAGAUUUUCCUACACAAUAAGGAACAAUCUCAGAACAACAUACACUUAUAGAAAACGGGCUAGUAAGAAUAGUGAAGGCUUUUAAGUUUGGCCCAUCUGAGUAGUUCUUUUAGGUAGGUAAUUGGUUCAAGUUUUGAGCUGGAAAUAUAUAUUACAGUACUCAAAUAAAGGGGCUGCACCCCACAUUUAGGUACUUAAAGCAGGGAGCCCAAGCCACCAGGGUAUAUAAGCGGCUAGGUAGCCCCUAGUAUCCAUUUGCCAUCUCUACAGUGAAUCUACUGCAGGCACAGAACUUUCUGCUUCAAUUCAAUGAGCCAAAGAGUACAGUGAUUCAUUAAGUACUGCUCAACAUUAUUAAAGGUCACGGCAGCACAUGGUUGUGUUCCCAAUCUACACAGAAAAGGUGGGAAAUAGGUACAGUAACCUGAACAAGAAGAGUAAAUCCAUCGCAUUCUUCUCUGCUUGCUUUGUCUUAGUGUCGCUGCAUUGUUUUUGCAGGAAGCAGCUAACUCCUGAUUUUACCUACAGUUUUUCGCAGCGGUUCUGUAUCAGACUUCUUUGGACACAUCCCCGUGCCUCUCAGGAAGCCAGACGUUCCUUUUUUAUUGUUAACCAUAUGUUUGCUUGUUCAGCCACCACCCGGCAAACCCUGGCUAAUUUACGCCCUCCUUCCUUUAGCUGAAUGGUGCCGAUUUGUUGGCAGACCCAUAGUAACACAUUGAAAAAUAAGAAUCUCAAACUGAAUAUCUUUUGAAGGUUGUUAAGAUCAUACAGUAUGUAGCACUUAUUUCAGAUUUUUUUUUAUGACAAAAACAAUGCCAAUAUUCAAGAAAGAACGUGAAUAAGGCCUAACGACCCAAGACAUAAAGAGCAAAAUCCAUUCCAUCCAUUUGAGAAGGAAUACAGGGGUAUCUUUCUGUUUCCACUGAAGUUGCAGAUACAGUAGCUUACAGUACAUUGCUGAUUUUACUUCUGUUGUUUUAGCUGGAGUUAUUUUGAAAAUUCCAUGAUAGUCAAAGGACUGACAUUAAAGCCCUUUUUGUUUAAUGAAAAGGAAUUCAUAAGUAUGUUUCCAGGCAGUUAGAGAAAAAAAGUUUCUGUACAGUAUUAAAACAUUUUAAAAUAGACAUUUCAGUAACUUACUGUAAAAAUGUGCAAUUAUGUUUUUUUCUGUAUAAAUUGAAUUGUUUACUUUUUGAUGUACUAAAAGCUUUAAAAUAACUGUACAUUUAUUGUAGAGUGUAUGUUUUAGAGACUAUUGGAGCAUGUAUAUUAUGUCAUAAAAUAGCACAACUGGAAUUCAAGAACAUUUCUGAAAAACCCAUUUAAAAGAUGAAUUAUUCAUUAUGCCCUUAACUAUAUUUUUUUAAGUAUUUAAUUCAUUACUAGACAGAGGUUCAAUUUGUCUCUCUUCAAGAACAAAUUUACUGUAAGUUUGUUACUGGAAAUUACAGCUUGUGUAACAGAAAAUAUCUGAAAACUAAUGUGAAAAAAUAUCUUUCUGGUCUAACGUUAUGAAACUACUAUUUGUAAUAAUAAGAAUUUAACAAAAGAAGUUCACCUAAGAAUACUUUAGGUAUGAAACUGAGAAGCUCACUAUGCAGCUGUGCCUGCUGCGCAUGCUUCCUGGGACCAGGGGGAAAAAGAUCCUUCAGCCAGUCCCUGUAACGUCCCACUCCCACCCCCAGUGCAAGCUCCUAAAGCCUAUAAAUGAAAAAUAAAUUGAAGUUUUGGAAAUACAAUGAAUAUUUUAUUUCAAUUCAAGCACAGAAGCGUGCUUGACUCUAUAUAGCUGCAUUCCUAUACACAUGAAAUCAUCUCCUUUAGGAAUUCUUGAAAAAAUACUUAUACAAAACAGAAGUGAAUGGCAGAACUUAAUUCUGCAUCCUUGCAGUGAGAGCAGGUUUCUAUGCUAAAUGACUAUAGCUUUCCAACGAUGUUUUAUAGUCUUACAAAAAAAUUCAGUAAUUCAGUACUGCAGCAUGGAUAGACUGUCAAUGGGUUGAAUCGCUAAAGACGAAGUUUUGCAUUUAGUUGAAAUUGUGUUUAAGAUGUGCUAGGAGUAUGAAUUUGCUGUCAGGAAGAAGAAGAUGAAAAAUAAUUGUGAAAAGCAAGUCUUAUAUUUAGAACCACAAAGAGAGAAAAAGAGAUUAUAAAGAAUACAGCCUCCCCUACUGGCAAUCUCAUGAAAUUUAGGGUCCAUCCGGUCACUUUUACCUUUAUAGGAUUGUAAGAUUUUGAAUGUUCUUUGGUGGAAGCAUUCUGGGACUAACAAAAAAAGACCUUCUUAUGCCUUCAUUUUAAUGUUUUUUUUUCUUUUUUCAAUUUUAUAAGGAAAACAUAAACUGUUGGCAACAAAGUGUGCAUAUUGGUGAAUUAUUUCCCUGAUUUCCUACAAUAUGCUCUCAGUGAAGUCAGGUUGUCAGAUUGUUUUGCUGAAUCUUGAUACUGUGUUUUAAUGUUCUUGUUGGCAUUUAAUAAAUA